Archocentrus centrarchus (flier cichlid) is the source of this 1513-nucleotide messenger RNA. RefSeq names its product stomatin (EPB72)-like 1 (gene stoml1). Bases 170 to 1396 code for a protein of 408 amino acids. Lineage: Eukaryota; Metazoa; Chordata; Actinopteri; Cichliformes; Cichlidae. Gene Ontology annotation, cellular component: plasma membrane. The record is from RefSeq and is a predicted model, not a curated record. The transcript is spliced from 7 exons.
GCAGCAAAGGCACAUCAAAAUCAAAACACGGAAGUACCUCAGAUGGCAUAGUGAGCUAACGUCAAAAUGUGCUAAAACUACCUUUUUGGCGCCCUAACGUCGGCAUGGGUGGCUGAUAAACAGUAUGAUGUUACAUUAAGUAGGAAAUAACGAUUAUUUUAAACUACCAAUGUUUAAGAAUUCGUAUCAGCUGCUCCCUCAAAGGGACUCCAGCACUCCGGGUUUGUUUGUGGACUCUGACAGCUUCAAACGGGACAGCUACCACAAAGGCCUUUCGUUUGACUACAUCCCCAAUGUUACUGAAAACGACUUCACAGACACGUCCCAAGGAUGGCUGUCGUGGAUCUGCAACCUGGUUGUCAUCUCUCUCGUUUACAUCUGCACCUUUUUAACUUUUCCAAUAACAGGAUGGUUUGUACUGAAAACGGUGCCAAACUACCAGAGGAUAGUAGUAUUUCGUUUGGGUCGAAUAUGUCCUCCAAAAGGCCCCGGUAUUGUCCUUGUGCUGCCCCUCAUUGAUCAGUGGCAGAAAGUAGAUCUGCGCACUCGUGCUUUCAACAUCCCUCCUUGCCAGGUGACUACUCGGGAUGGUGGUGUGCUGUCAGUGGGAGCAGACAUCCAGUUUAGGAUCUGGAACCCUGUUUUGUCUGUGGUGUCAGUCCAGGAUCUGAAUGCCUCCACCAGGAUGACGGCACAGAAGGCUUUGACCCACAGCCUGGCCAAGAAGACUGUCAGGGAAAUUCAAACUGAGAGAGUGAAACUAGGGGAAUAUCUCGGGAUGGACAUAAAUGAGAUGACUCGUCCUUGGGGGCUGGAGGUGGAUAGGGUAGAACUUACCCUUGGUUCUCUACUGAAAGCCCCAGAGGAAGGCCUCUCUGGACCCCUCAUUAUGCCUCCCUCUGUACCUGGAAUUGAAGGCCUUGCUGGUCCCAUUCAGCAGUUGGCCAUGCACUUUCUGAGCCACGGUGCCAGUUCACAGCCUCAGCAGCAGGACAGCAUAACAUUUACAGAUGAGUUCAGCAGUGCCGCUGAGUCUGUCGCCGCUACACGGGGUUGUGUUGAAGAGCUGCUUAGUGAAGUCAAGCUGCUGCUCUCUGAAUCUUUGGUCCGACAGGUUGGAGCCUGUUUUCAGUUUGACAUCAGCUCAGGAGAUGGACAACAGCGCAGUUACUAUGUGGAUCUGAGCCAAGGUAGCGGCGCAGCUGGGGAAGGGUCUUUAUGUCAAGAGCCAGAUGUGACUCUGAGUAUGAGUGACUGUGACCUUCUGGCCAUGUUUCAGGGUGAACUGCGACCGAUUGCUGCUUAUACAAGUGGCAGACUUAAAGUCCAGGGAGACAUUAAAACGGCUAUGAAGCUGGAAGAACUCAUAAAGCUGCUUAAGAAACAUCAGCUAUAGAAAUUUUGAACUGUUUUUUGUUGAAUCCUUAAUUUUAACUAUAAACUGUGUUUUUCAUGUAUGCACUGACUGAACUUCUGUAGUGUUCAUUUUUCACAAAUUCAAAGUAAAUGGUUG